Molecule: messenger RNA, 1531 nt
Organism: Hydra vulgaris (swiftwater hydra)
Lineage: Eukaryota; Metazoa; Cnidaria; Hydrozoa; Anthoathecata; Hydridae
Product: alkaline ceramidase 3
Biological process (GO): ceramide metabolic process; phytosphingosine biosynthetic process
Cellular component (GO): endoplasmic reticulum membrane
Source: RefSeq, a predicted model, not a curated record
ACCACGGCGUCUGCACUUCAAUCGCGAAGCUAAGUUUUUGAAGCGCGUAACUAUUAUAUGAGCCACUUAACCACGACCAAACAAAGCUGUAAUGGUGGUUAAUUUUAUGGUGGGGUUUAAAAAUUUUUUCAUGUCUAAGGAGUAUUUUUGGUAUGUUCAUACUAAUUUUUGGCAAAACUAAUAUGGUGACAUAGAAGGACUAUGGCACCUCCAAUGAUACGUGAAUUUGUCAGUGGAAUAUAUGGUUUUCCAACAUCAACAAUGGACUGGUGUGAAGAAAAUUAUGUUGUUACCUAUGCCAUAGGAGAGUUUUGGAAUACAAUUAGCAAUUGGGUGAUGAUCUUCCCACCUAUGUUAGUUGCGUAUCGAUUAUGGAAAUACAAACUUGCUGAAGAUCGUAUUAUUGCUGCGCUCUUUGCAUUAAUGUUAAUCGGAAUUGGCUCCUUUGCUUUUCAUUGUACUCUGUUAUAUCAAUCUCAGUUGCUUGAUGAGUUACCAAUGAUAUAUGGCACAUGUAUAAUGUUAUACUGCAUAUUAGAACUAAAGGGAGAAGAAAACAAGUUAAAUCUCUGCACUGCUACAAUUUUAAUGAUUAUUUCUAUUGCCAUUACUCUGGUAUAUGUCUUACUUGAGAAUCCACUUAUUUUUUUGUGGAGUUAUGGCAUUCUUGCUGCUACACUGUUUUUGUUAAACGUUAAAGCAUGUAUGAGCUUCAAUGGUAAUAAGAAAUUAUUUAUUUUAUCAUCUGCCAGUUAUGCUUUUGGUUUUAUUUUAUGGAAUAUAGAUAACGAAUACUGUUAUAAAGUCAGAGAAGUGCGUAGUGCUUUACCGCUUCUCCUUCAGCCAACAACACAGUUGCAUGCAUUAUGGCACACUUUUGCUGGCAUUGGUACUUAUGGUCAAAUAAUAUUUAACAUGGAUCUUCGAAUUAAAUGUUUGGGUUUUGAGUCAAGACCAUCAUAUGUAUGCAAGUAUAUUUUAUACUUUGAAAAAGCUCGAGGUUUUAAACGCGGUUAUGACAUUAAUGAUGUUGAAAGUCAAAAUCAAAAACCUUUAUCAACUAAAGAGAUCUACUAACAAACAAGAAUCACCAAAAGAACAUAUCCUAUAUAUGAUUACAGCUUGAUGUGUCGAGUUUUAUUCCUCAGGACGUAUUUUUUUACCUUGUCUUUUUUAACUGUAUUUAGACAGUAAAAAAUUACCAAUUUCAUAGUUUUUUCGAUGCAAACAAAAUGAAAAAUAUACUUAUUAUUAUUAACAAAGAAAAAUUUCUUUGCAAAUGUGUUCUGUUAAAAAAUAUCUUUAAAUUCGAAUAUGUAAUAUAAGAAGAAAAGAAUGAUCUCAUAUUUUCUCUCGAUUUGUGAAAGCUUUUUAAAUUUUUAAUUUUUUCGAAUGGUUUACACGUUGAAUUGUAUUUUUAUAUAGUUUUUUUUAUUUUCACGGAGUUCCAAUUUAGUUGUAUAAAUUUUUUUUUUCUAUUUAUCAUUUGUAUUUGAAUAAUUAUUCGCUAUUUAUCUAAAUUCGUUCCUGA